AUGGAGCUGUCAUCACCCUGGGGACAAAGGAAGGGGCCAACAGAGAGCAGUGUUGUCCUGGAGGUUCAUCAGAUUGACACAGCAUCCUUCUUCUCCAGUGUGGGCUGUUUCAGAUUUCUGCGGCAUAGGAAAUUCUCAAAGAAAAAUCACUGUCAGAAGGGCCUUUUCCUGUUAUGGAAGCCUGUUUGGCUUAGGGAUAUAUAUAAACCACUGAGAGCUACCCACCAGAAAAAUAUAUCCAAAAAGCUGCAUGACAAGACAUCUUCUGAUGAGGAUGAGAGGGCGCUCCCUGAAUCAGCCCGAAGAGAGGACUCCGUGUUCAUAGAUAUGCCUGACGAGGGAGAGGAAAGCGAGGUGCCUGAGGGGAACACAGAGUGACCCCAUCCUGC
Messenger RNA from Cynocephalus volans (Philippine flying lemur), 389 nucleotides. Its product is annotated as leucine-rich repeat-containing protein 37A-like. Lineage: Eukaryota; Metazoa; Chordata; Mammalia; Dermoptera; Cynocephalidae. The transcript has 4 exons. Bases 1 to 378 code for a protein of 125 amino acids. The record is from RefSeq and is a predicted model, not a curated record.